Messenger RNA from Knipowitschia caucasica, 570 nucleotides. The record is from the annotation of a GenBank genome assembly. NCBI's taxonomy places the organism in Eukaryota, Metazoa, Chordata, Actinopteri, Gobiiformes, Gobiidae.
AUGUGUGCGGACUGUCCAGUGGAGCUACAGGUGAAGCGUCCUCUGAUGCCCAUCCAGCUUAGCCCGGAGCAGGUUGGGUUGGAGAUGCUGUGCCUGUGCGGGCAGCUGGACCUCCUGAUCAGGGCGCAGACUCAGCAGUUCCAGGAUCAGUUGGAGAGCGGUUGUAGUCCUGAGGAAUCAGACACUUUUCAGCUUCAAGGAUCAGAUAUUCUUGAUCAGAUGCUGCAGUGCCUUGAACAUCUACCAAAGCCUAUGCCACAGCUGGAGGAUUACUUGGAUUUGAUUGGCCUAUCAGAAAUGUUUCCACGUGUGGAGCUAGUAAUCAGUUCUUUUAGAGGAAUCAAAGUAUUUUCUGAAAUCAAGAAGGAGAUCGAAGCCAACUUCAAACAACUGAAGCAGUCACUGGUGGCGGAGGAAGGCUCCAGGCAUGAACCUCAUCUGUCUGCACAAUAUAUUUCUUGGAUACUGGAAAUGACUCAGAACAUAACGUUGAUGGUGUUGUCGCUGCCGGAGGAGGUGACAGAGGAGCUUGACCCAGCCCUCACGUUCAUGGCCCAGUUCUUGUCCUGA